AUGUUCCCACAUAGUGACACUGCUCUGCUGGAGGCGGUGCGGAUCAGCGCAAAGGGCCAGCAGGUGCUGUACCUGGCCCAGGGAGACUCUGUGAGGCUGGGCUGCCCCUAUAUCCUGGAGCCUCAGGACAAUGGACCCUCCAACCUGGACAUCAUAUGGACCAUGGUGAACCCUGAGCAGAGGCUGCCAGUGAGUCUGAGCCCCACCCCUCAUCCCACUUCCUUAUUCCUGACCUACCAGGACCAGAAGAUCAGGUACGGCAGCGUCCCAGGCCUGCAGCAGAGGGUGUCAUUUGUGGCCCAGGACCCAAGCUUGUAUGAUGCCUCCAUCCACCUGGCAAACCUGCAGGUGUCAGACUCGGCCACCUAUGAGUGCAGGGUGAGGAAAGCCACUGUCGACACCCACUUGAUCACCAUUACUGUGCUCGAGAAGCCGGCCGCCCCUCGGUGCUGGAUGGACGGGGAGCCGGUCAGGGGAGGCAACCUCAUGCUUAGGUGCUGCUCUGAUGGGGGCUCCCUUCCCCUCUCCUACCAGUGGUCCAAGAUGGGAGGGGACUAUGCCAUGGGCUGGCUGCCCCCCAGAACAGUACAGGGGCAAGGCUCGGGGGACCUGAUGAUCCAGAGCCUGUCGCAGGAGCACUCCGGGACCUACUGCUGCCGCGUGACCAACAGGGUGGGUUACACCCAGUGCAUGGUGCAUGUCUCCGUCCCUCGUGUCGGCUACACAGGUUCAAGGAAUGUGGGGCUCAUUGUGGGCUCUGUCCUGGGGGCCAUUUUCCUUCUGAUCCUGCUGCUCUCGAUCCUCUGGGCCCUGCUGUGGUACUGCAGACGGAGGCACUGCCAGCCCGUGGUGCCCAUCGAGAUCAGGUGA
Gopherus flavomarginatus (Mexican gopher tortoise) is the source of this 870-nucleotide messenger RNA. It is a transcript of the gene VSIG8, whose product is annotated as V-set and immunoglobulin domain containing 8. The record is from RefSeq and is a predicted model, not a curated record. The transcript is spliced from 6 exons. The coding region runs from base 1 to 870 and encodes 289 amino acids. Gene Ontology annotation, cellular component: intracellular anatomical structure. NCBI's taxonomy places the organism in Eukaryota, Metazoa, Chordata, Testudines, Testudinidae.